AGCCGGCAGCUGCAGACGACGAAAUACGCUACACAACACAUGAUGCAGUACAGUGUUCUGCCGCGCUCUCUGAAUUUUGUGCACGGGACAGUCGAUACGGUGUUCGAAACAUGAAGACGAAGUAGCUUUAUUUUUUAUUGUUACACAGUCAUUGUUACAUCAGGCUAAGCUAUGGAGGGGUACCCAUCCAAGUUUUACGUUUACAUGUUCAUGCUGUUCAGGAUUGGAGGAGGCUUUUUUGUUACGACAUUCUUCGUGCCGGAUGAGUACUGGCAAUCAUUGGAAGUUGCUCAUGACUUUGUAUUUGGCUAUGGGUACAGGACAUGGGAAUGGAAAUAUGGCAUUCGAAGCGCGCUGUACCCAUUGUUUGUUGCUGGGCAAUACAAAUUGUUGAAGCUUUUAAACUUGGACACAGUUUACAUGGUCACGACAGUUCCAAAGCUGGUUCAAGCAGCGAUGUCAGCUCUGGGGGACUACUGGACGGUGAUGUUGGCACGGCUGCUGUUCGGAGACACGGGUGCAGGCUGGACAGCUUUCUCCCUCCUUUGCUCGUGGUUCCUGCAUUAUACUGCUUCCAGGACAUUGACAAAUGUGGCCGAGCAAAGCAUUACAGCAGCUGCUUUGUACUUCUAUCCUUGGGGGGGACAGAAACAACCAAGUACAUCGUGGGCUUAUAUGUGGCUAGUUGGCCUGGCCUGUAUGAUACGACCCACAGCUGCAAUCAUGUGGUUACCCUUCCUGCUUCUGCAUCUGGUUAGAGGUGUACAUUCCAAAGGGUUCCUUCUAAGAAGGCUUAUAUUCACCAGUGUGGUGUGCUUCGUGCUCCAGCUACUCAUCGACCGCUGGUUCUACGGCUACUUUUUGGUGACCCCGUGGAACUUCAUCAAGAUGAACUUGUUCAGAAAUAUAGGUGCCCAUUACGGCACGAACCCAUGGCAUUGGUACUUCAGCAUGGGACUGCCGGCUGUGCUGGGGCUGCAGAUGGUUCCGUUCUUUCUUGGAAUUCGUGCCAACCGUUGUCGUCUGCUCGUUGGUGUGGUCUUCUGGCACAUGUUCACACUAAGUCUAGUAAGCCACAAGGAAUUCCGUUUUCUUCUGCCCAUAAUGCCUCUUGCCAUGUGCGUUUGUGGAGCAGGCAUGGCUAGGCUUCCCAAAGUGUAUUCCAUGACAUUGGCGGCGCUUCUGGCAGUGGGAUUCUUUCCUCCUGCACUUUAUCUCGGAAGUGUUCAUCAGAGGGGGCAAGUGGAAGUGAUGAAUCACAUAGCAAACCUCACGGCCCGUGACAAAGAUGCCUCUGUGUUCUUCAUAAUGCCUUGUCAUUCGACUCCGUACUUUAGCCAUGUUCAUCGACGAAUCAAAAUGCUCUUCGUGACGUGCGAGCCAAACUUACAAGGUGUCAAGGAUUACAAGGAUGAGUCUGAGAGGUUUUUUAAGGACCCUGAAAGAGGUGUGAAAGGCCUGAUGAGUUGGGGCUACCCCAAGUACAUAGUGUUCUACGACACCUUCUACAAGCACAUGUUGUCGUUCGUUGCGGAUAGUGACUAUCAGUAUAAACUAAGCUUUUUCAACACUCAUAUUCCAACAAAGGGCGUCGGAAAAGAAGUCUGGUUCUACCAGAUCAUGGGGACAUGAAAGUUUUUUUGUUUUUUUUUCUGAGUGAAGGUGUGUUUUGGAAUGCUUGCGGCUGAAGUGCAAAUAAAGUUUUUGCACAAAAAGCA
Messenger RNA from Ornithodoros turicata, 1718 nucleotides. It is a transcript of the gene PIG-B, whose product is annotated as GPI mannosyltransferase 3-like. Gene Ontology annotation, molecular function: alpha-1,2-mannosyltransferase activity. The record is from RefSeq and is a predicted model, not a curated record. The transcript is spliced from 8 exons. Gene Ontology annotation, cellular component: endoplasmic reticulum membrane. NCBI's taxonomy places the organism in Eukaryota, Metazoa, Arthropoda, Arachnida, Ixodida, Argasidae. Gene Ontology annotation, biological process: GPI anchor biosynthetic process. Bases 172 to 1632 code for a protein of 486 amino acids.